CCCUUAGAAGGUAAAUAAACGGAAUGAAAACCAAUUGUAAAUGGAAAAGAGAAAUUUCAAGUUUUUGGAUACUGGCAGUACUGUGCCUGGAGUAACAAUUGUUGUACCCAUUGAUAUUUGAUAACAUUGUCCAAGGCUUCAGUUGAAGUUUUGUUUAUUAGGAAAAUUUCAGUAAGAUGGUCGAGGGCAAAGGAAUUAGAAAGAGAAGGGAGUUGGACAGUAACUUCCCAUGGAUAAGAACACCCCCUUACUGGGGCUUCCAGAGCUAUUCUCAUUGUAGGAGCCCGGAGACAGUGCGCAGGAAGUACACCUCGUCGGAGGAUUACUUCAAGGAAUUGCGCUCCUGGCUCCAGCAGGCCUACUUUUGGCAGAGUGUCACCGCCCACUUUCCUUAUUACCUUAUGAGCCAGCAGACACUUUUCAACCAGCCUGUCAUCUCGCUGAGUACUAAUCGUAGCAGCCACCCCUCGGGUCCUGUGCCUCGGCCAACACCGGCUGCCCAAGGCCAAGAAGCUGCACAAAACCAAAGAGAAGUCAUCGAUGGUCUAGAAUGCAGAAUACCUCCACUUUGGAAACGGAUAGUUGCUGAAGUUACGGAUUUUUUUAUUCUCUUCUUUCUCAAGUUUGCCGUAAUUUAUGUUGCACUUAACGUCUUUGAUAUCAUAGAAUUGGAAAAGAUUUUAAAUGAGUAUGAAGAUUCUAUCUUUGAGCAUCAGACUCUUUUAAAAAUGAGUGAGCGGCUUGUUAUAUUUGAACUGCUUCACAGAGUCGUUGCUUGUUUGUUUGAGACCGUUUGGCUUAAAGGCGGCACAAAUGGAAGACUCGGUGGUGCCUCGCCUGGAAAGACAUUCAUGCGACUGCGGGUCGUCCGGUGCAAGACGGUCACACCUCUUGAUACGAACAACAACCCAAACGACCAGGGUAUGGUUGUGGUGAGGCCAGGGACGGAUCUUGGCCUUGGUAUUAGUUUCCUCAGAGCAGCAAUUAAAAAUUCAGUACUUACGUUUCUGAUGCCGACGUUAUUUUAUUUCUCCUACAACAGACGAUUUUAUGACAAGAUUUGCAACACCAUUGUGAUAGAAGAGCCGAUCCGAGUCCAUCGACCCCACCAAGAUUGAUGAUGAUCACACAAGGAAACUGUUAAAAUCUAAAUUAUAUGUUAUUUAUAACUAAAUAUAUAAAUAUGUUUCUUUAUAAAUGCCAGUUUCAAAUUUUCCCAAUGAGUUAUGGUAAAAGGUAUUGUCACUUGUUACUACAAUGACGUAACUAAUUCACAUAAAUUUGACAUGUGGAACUAGGAAAAAACCUGUUAACUUUCGCACUGAAACUUUACAUUCAUAAGACCAAAUGAUUAGUAAAGCAAGAAUUAUUCCAAAUUGUUUUCGGGGGGAGGGCUUAAUUAAGAAA
Messenger RNA from Cimex lectularius (bed bug), 1407 nucleotides. RefSeq names its product protein FAM8A1. Bases 177 to 1118 code for a protein of 313 amino acids. NCBI's taxonomy places the organism in Eukaryota, Metazoa, Arthropoda, Insecta, Hemiptera, Cimicidae. The record is from RefSeq and is a predicted model, not a curated record. The transcript is spliced from 4 exons.